AUGAAGAACCAAACCACUAUCGAUGAGUUCAUUCUUCUGGGGUUUUCCUAUGGGAUGCAGAUCCAGACCUUAAUUUAUCUGGUCUUUCUUGUCACCUAUAUGGUGACAAUCACUGAGAAUGCAAUCAUCAUCUUUGUGGUGAAAAGGAACCAUCAUCUACAGAAGCCCAUGUAUUAUUUCUUGGGAAACUUGUCCUUCCUGGAGAUUUGGUAUGUCUCAGUAACAUUGCCCAAGCUUUUGUUUGGGUUCUGGUCACAGAACAAGACCAUUUCAUUCUCCAGCUGCAUGACCCAGUUAUACUUCUUUAUCUCCCUCAUGUGCACUGAAUGCGUCCUCCUGGCUGUAAUGGCCUAUGACCGCUACGUGGCUGUCUGUCAUCCCCUGCGCUACCCAGCCAUCAUGACCCACAAGUUGUGCUUUCAGCUGUCAAUUCUUUCAUGGACAGGAGGCUUUUCUAUUUCCUUGGUCAAGGUAUCUUUUAUUUCACGCCUCACAUUCUGUGGCCCACAAGUCAUAAACCACUUCUUUUGUGACAUUUCUCCAGUCUUGAACCUUUCGUGCACUGACAUGUCCCUUGCAGAAACAGUGGACUUUGCACUGGCUUUGGUGAUCCUUCUGGUACCUCUCCUGAUCAUUAUUUUCUCUUAUUGCUGUAUCUUGUCAACCAUCUUGCGUAUGCCUUCAACCCAGGGAAGGAGAAAAGCUUUUUCCACUUGCACAUCCCAUUUCACUGUUGUCAUCAUCUUCUUUUCAGCCACUCUCUUUAUGUAUGCCAGGCCCAGAAGGAUCCAUCCAUUCAACCUCAACAAGAUAGUGUCCAUCUUUUAUGCUGUAUUCACUCCAGCGCUAAACCCUCUAAUCUACUGUCUCAGGAACAAGGAAGUGAAAGAGGUUCUGAGAAAGAUCAUAGUCACAAGCUGCUCUAGUCACAGGUGCCUAGGAUGA
Messenger RNA from Anas platyrhynchos (mallard), 945 nucleotides. Its product is annotated as olfactory receptor 6B1-like. Gene Ontology annotation, molecular function: olfactory receptor activity; G protein-coupled receptor activity. Gene Ontology annotation, cellular component: membrane. The record is from RefSeq and is a predicted model, not a curated record. Gene Ontology annotation, biological process: G protein-coupled receptor signaling pathway. Lineage: Eukaryota; Metazoa; Chordata; Aves; Anseriformes; Anatidae.